AUGGCCAGCCCAGGCAGGAUAUGUGACCCAUGCUUCGCGUCGAAGGCGUUGCUCACUGUGCUGCCAAGAGCCAUCUGGAACAUUCAACGUCAGUUGCAUCCGCUAGUUUGCACCAGUCUCCAAACAAACCGCAAGAUGCCAGCAUCUACGGAGUAUUUGGGGCACUAUUUCCUCAACCUGACAAAACAAGCGAGACGGCAUCUACUGGGUAUUUUGGAACACACAGCUCGGCAGCACACUCGCCACUGGUCCUCCUAUGAGACACUCGGUGCUGUCUUGCCGGGUAGACUAGUAGUGUUGGCUCAAUGCCAACCCUCGGUCUCAGCAGCUGGCGCCGACAAUAGGGUGGCACCAAAAGUAGUGGUUGUGUCGAUGUGGCGUCCCGAGGCACAAGUCUGGCAUACCAGAUUCAACGAGUCCGAAUUAGGGAACCUCGCAGCAUGGUCAACUGCUGUUUCCGGCUUGUCAAUGCUAUAUCCCCGUGUCUUCUGCACGGAGACUAGAAAUAUCUGCCAGCUUACACUUGGCGAGGGAGAAAUCAACGCAGCAGCAUCGAUGAUGGCAUUGGUCUUGUCAACCCAGUUUGACUUUCGGAAGUCGUAUUUUCUCUUUGCAGGCAUUGCCGGUGUCAAUCCGCAUUAUGCCACUGUUGGCAGCGUGGCAAUUGCUCGCUACGCAGUCCAAGUUGCCCUUCAAUAUGAGAUUGACCCCCGGUCGUUGCCGCAAGAUUGGCCAACUGGGUACAUCUCCUAUGGGCGUGACUAUCCCCUUCAGUACCCUUCCGUGGUGUAUGGGACCGAGGUCUUUGAAGUCAAUGAAAAUCUUCGGCAGGCGGCAUUUUUAUUGGCAUCUAAUUCCAGUCUCAAGGACCAAAAGGGACCUCAGGAAUAUCGGUCAAAGUACUCUGGUGGCGGAUACCGUGAUACCAUGGCCACAAAGGCGCCCAGUGUUGUCAAAUGUGACAUCGCUACCAGUGACGUCUAUUAUUCAGGAACUAAGCUUGCGGUCGCUUUUGAGAAUACAACGACUCUAUGGACGAAUGGCUCUGGAAUAUAUUGCAUGAGUGCCCAAGAAGAGAAUGCCACACUUGAAGUAAUGGUCAGGGCGGCAAUUGAAGGUCUCGUUGAUUUUGCGCGAAUCAUACUUGUCAGAGCUGGGUCAAACUUUGAUCGACCGCCACCUGGUCUUUCAGAUUGGGAACACUUGAGGCGGACCGAUCAGAAUGGGUUCAUGAUUGCCGUAGAAAACUUGUAUAAUGUUGGCAUCGGCAUUGUUCGGGGUAUCGUUUCCGAUUGGAAUUGCACAUACCAGCGAGGAAUAGAGCCGAGUAAUUACAUAGGCGACAUUUUUGGCAGUCUGGGUGAAGAACCAGACUUCGGGUUUGGAAGUAUUACGGAAGGCAAGAAGGUCACUGCCGGGGGUUACAAUCUUGGUUUAGCUACCGUUGAGAUGGAAAGGCGGAAAGGUUUUGGGCUGAGGGCCACACUAAAAUGA
Molecule: messenger RNA, 1494 nt
Organism: Metarhizium acridum CQMa 102
Lineage: Eukaryota; Fungi; Ascomycota; Sordariomycetes; Hypocreales; Clavicipitaceae
Biological process (GO): transmembrane transport; nucleoside metabolic process
Cellular component (GO): endoplasmic reticulum
Molecular function (GO): catalytic activity
Source: RefSeq, a predicted model, not a curated record